AUGUCUACAACUACAUUAAAUCUCGAUCACUGUAUCGAAAAGUUACAGAAAUGUGAGAUACUUUCAGAGUCUACCAUCAAAGAGAUAACAGAUAGAAUGAAAGAGCUUUUAAUCAACGAAACAAACGUACAAUCUAUAAAAGCACCUGUCACUGUUGUUGGUGAUGUUCAUGGUCAAUUUUAUGAUGUUUUAGAGAUAUUCAAGAUUGGAGGUAAAUGUCCAGAUACCAAUUACCUGUUUUUAGGUGAUUAUGUAGAUAGAGGUUAUCAUAGCGUUGAAACUAUUUCUUUAUUAUCAUGUUUAAAGUUGAGAUAUCCAUCAAGAAUUACAUUAUUAAGAGGAAAUCAUGAAUCAAGACAAAUUACACAAGUCUAUGGAUUCUAUGGAGAAUGUUCAAGAAAGUAUGGUAAUGCCAACGUGUGGAGAUAUUUUACAGAGAUGUUUGAUUAUUUGCCUGUGGCAGCUAUCAUCGAUGAUAGCAUAUACUGUGUACACGGUGGUUUGUCGCCAUCGGCAUUGUCAAUCGAUCAGAUUCGUGUAUUAGAUAGAUUCCAAGAGGUACCACACGAAGGCCCAUUGGCAGACUUGAUGUGGUCUGAUCCAGACCCCGACCGCGAUGGAUUUGUCGAGUCUCAAAGAGGCGCCGGUUACACAUUUGGUCAAGACACGGUCGCCAAAUUCCUCAAGAUCAACAAGAUGGAACAUAUACUAAGAGCACAUCAACUCUGCAUGGAUGGGUAUCAAGUACUUUUCGGUGGAAGGUUAUCAACCAUUUGGUCGGCACCGAACUACUCUUACCGAUGUGGUAAUAUGGCUUCAAUCAUGGAAGUCAACGAAUCCCUCGAACGUUUCUUUAAUACUUACAGCGCAGCUCCAGAAAGUUUACAUAACAAACCUGCUCAAGAUACUACUAAAGAGUUACCAGAUUAUUUCCUUUAA
Cavenderia fasciculata is the source of this 939-nucleotide messenger RNA. RefSeq names its product putative protein serine/threonine phosphatase. Gene Ontology annotation, molecular function: protein serine/threonine phosphatase activity. NCBI's taxonomy places the organism in Eukaryota, Evosea, Eumycetozoa, Acytosteliales, Cavenderiaceae. Gene Ontology annotation, biological process: peptidyl-serine dephosphorylation. The record is from RefSeq and is a predicted model, not a curated record. The coding region runs from base 1 to 939 and encodes 312 amino acids. Gene Ontology annotation, cellular component: FAR/SIP/STRIPAK complex. The transcript is spliced from 3 exons.